Molecule: messenger RNA, 8903 nt
Organism: Onychostoma macrolepis
Lineage: Eukaryota; Metazoa; Chordata; Actinopteri; Cypriniformes; Cyprinidae
Product: gastrula zinc finger protein XlCGF26.1-like
Exons: 2
Coding region: 220-1668 (482 amino acids)
Biological process (GO): regulation of transcription by RNA polymerase II
Molecular function (GO): RNA polymerase II cis-regulatory region sequence-specific DNA binding; DNA-binding transcription factor activity
Source: RefSeq, a predicted model, not a curated record
CCUCAGAGGAAGACGAUUAGCUUAACCACUCUAUCUGUUGUUUUGUAGUGAUGCUGGCUUAAUACAAACGGUUAGAAAUGUUAUUUCUGUAAAUAGAAAAAUACCGUUUUUGGAUCAGGUGAGUAAAUACCUGUAACAUUCUCAUCCAAACAGUCGUGACUAAGUUUUGAAGCAGGAAUAUCUGGAGGAGUAUCAGCUGAACUGAGAUCUGCUGUGAAGAUGGUGUUUGUUAAAGAGGAGAGAGAGGAGGAGAUGAGUGAACCAGAACCCUGGGGAAUAAAACAGGAGGAACCAGAACCCUGUAGAAUAAAACACGAAGAACCAGAACCCUGGAUAAUAAAACAGGAGGAACCAGAACCCUGUAGAAUAAAACACGAGGAACCAGAACCCUGGAUAAUAAAACAGGAGGAACCAGAACCCUGGAUAAUAAAACACGAGGGACACGGAGGCCUGAAGAAAGCAAAAGAAGAAAGACAAGACCUGAAUGAGGUGGAGGAGAAACAUCAGGAUCAGAAAGAUCAUGAUGUCAGUGGAGAAAAAUCAGUGAGUUGCAGCAUUCAAAUAACAGACGUCAAAAGGCCUUUCAGCUGCUCUCAGUGUGGAAACACUUUCAAACAUAAAGGAAGCCUUAUGAAUCAUAUGAGAAUUCACAGUGAGGAAAAGCCUUUUACCUGCCCUCAGUGUGGAAAGAGUUUUACACUGAAAGGACAUCUUAAGGAUCAUUUGGUUAGCCAUACUUCAAAAAAGCCUUUCAGCUGCUCUCAGUGUGGAAACACUUUCAAACAGAAAGGACAUCUUAAGAAACACAUGAGAAUUCAUAGUGGGGAAAAGCCUUUCAGCUGCUCUCAAUGCGGAAACACUUUCACGUGUAAUGAAAACCUUAAGAAUCACAUGUUAAAUCAUGCUGGAAUAAAGCCUUUUAUCUGCUCUGAGUGUGGAAAGAGUUUUACAAAGAAAAGGCAACUUCAGGAUCAUUUGUUAACUCACACUUCAGAAAAGCCUUUUACCUGCUCUCAGUGUGGAAACACUUUCACACGUAAAGCAAGCCUUAAGAAUCACAUGCUAAUUCAUACUGGGAUAAAGUCUUACAGCUGCUCUCAGUGUGGAAAUAGUUUUAUGCAGAAAGGAGAGCUUAUGGAUCAUAUGGUAACUCACUCUUCAGAAAAGCCUUUCAGCUGCUCUCAGUGUGGAAAGUCUUUCACACGUAAAGGAUAUCUUAAGACUCACAUGUUAAUUCAUGGUGGAAUAAAGCCUUUCACCUGCGCUCAGUGUGGGAAGAGUUUCAUAUGUAAAGGAAUCCUGAGGAAUCACAUGUUAAUUCAUACUGGGAAAAAGCCUUUCAGCUGCUCUGAGUGUGGAAAGACUUUUACACAUAAAGGAAGCCUUAAGAAUCAUUUGCUAACUCACACUUCAGAAAAGCCUUUCAGUUGCUCUCAGUGUGGAAAGAGUUUUACACAGAAAGGACACCUUAAUGAUCAUUUAGUAACUCACUCUUCAGAAAAGCCUUUCAGCUGCUCUCAGUGUGGAAUCACUUUCACACGUAAAACAAACCUUAAGAAUCACAUGUUAAUUCAUACUGGAAAAAAGCCUUUCAUCUGCUCUCAGUGUGGAAAGUCUUUCACACGUAAAACAAACCUUAAGAAUCACAUGUUAAUUCAUACUGGGUAAAAGCCUUUCAGCUGCUCCCAAUAUGGAUAUGUAAAUGAGGAUUUAAUCAUCACAUGAGAAUUUACACUAAAGCCAACCCACACCAAGCCGACGCCGACGAAAGCAGACUGCGGGGUCGGCUCACGUCGGCAGGAUGAUUAGAUGGCCCGACUGACUGAUGAGCUCCGACGGCGAUUCAAUAUGUAGAAUUGGCCAAAAAAAAGCAGACGAGGACCAACUAUAGCCGACAGCGUGGAACACACUGAAAAAACUUAGUCGGCCGACGAACAAAAACUGCCCGACCGCCGACUGUCGGCUUGGUGUGUACCGGGUUUAAAAGAGAUGCCUUACCAGACAAUUCAUACAAAUUAAAGUGUCAUGAAACCCCCGUUUCAGCACUGGUCUUUAACACCUUAGAUCUGAAAAAGACUCCAGAAAUGGGCGUUUAAAACUGUGGAAAGUGGGAGUGAACAGGGUGGGAAGAGGGGAGAAAACAACCAAUAAAACACAGACCAGCAACACACUCAUUACGCAGACAAAUGAAUAUUAAAAUCUGUUUAAAACAGAAACAAUAAAGACAUAGUUACUUUUUGUUUACUCUUCUUUCAAUUUUCGGUCUAUAUCAUUGUUUGGUGUGUAUCACAAUAAUCUGUCGUGUCAUCGCAUUUAUGAUCAGAUGUACCACUGUAUCAGCACCCUUAUUUGCGCAUCGUUCAUUGAAAGAAGACAUGAUAUGCACGGGAACAUGGUGCUGGUUCAUGUUUGGAGUAGCACGAGGGAAUAUGAAAUAUACUCAUAAAAACUUGAAACAGGCUUGCUCCAGUCUGGAUAUGAACUAUGAUCUGCGCAACGAAUGCAGUUAAACUCAUCGCGGCGUUCCACGCAGAAACCCUUCUCUCAUGAGCGCUCCACGUGUUGUCAUUAAAUAUUGUUACGGUCAUGUUUACAGAGGUGAACUGACGGCAGCCAAUCACCACUGGAAAUUUAACGUGUAUACGUCACUUUUCGUGACGUCGGUUCAACUUUUCUUUUUGAACCGGAAGAACGAAAUUGUUCCAAAAAAUAAAAUAAAAAACACCUUUCCCUUAAUAAUAGACAUAAUGAGUCCUAUUGUUGUUUUCACUUAUGUGCAACCUGUUCAUAUAUGUUAACAUCUAAAAAAAAAAUGUGUUUUAGGGUUUCAUGACACUUUAAAAGCCUCACGUCUGUCCUGUUUGUGGCAGGCAGGGGUGGAUUGGCCAUCUGGCAAUUCUGGCAAAUGCCAGAGGGGCUGGACAGAUUUUUUUUUUUUUUUUUUUGACAGUAUAGCCUACAUUUGUAUUAAACAGUUGUAUAUUUUAAAAUGUUAUUGCUUCGUGAUAAUUGGUUACAAGUGUUAACGAGCCUGUUACUGAAUUGCAUGACUGAAAUAAGCGGAUAAGGUGGGAUUUAGGGUAAACACUGAUGUAGGCUACUUGCAAUAUAGUCUAACACAUCAAAACACUAUAGCAAUAGCCAUAGUACGAUAGACAUUUGUAGUGAACUUUACUUUGAAUAUGUAGAUAGCCAUAUAUUAAAAUAAAACAUUGAAUACAUGCAUACAGUACAUAAGUUUACAGUAUGCAAUUGAUCCAUAGGGUGGAACAUAGGCUUCUAUUACUGGCACUCAUAUGCAAUAGUUAGAUGAGGGAUUAUAAGCCAUUGGCUUACUUAAUGUUCUUCCUUGUCUGAAUUGUGUGUUCAUCUAUUCAAAACUAGAAUGUUGCUGGACCCAGUGCACAGCUCAGCUACUGCAGCAGAGUCAAGGGUCAUGGAGGUAGGAAGACACGAUGAGAGAGACACACCCUGGCUCCGUUUACACUGUCAGUUAAAUGUGACUCAAUUCAGAUUUUUUGCUCAUAUGUGACACAGAUCGGAUCUGUUCUAUGACAGUGUAUACAUGAAAAAAACGCAUGCAUUCGGAUAUUUCGAGAUCAGUUUCAGGCUUCAUUCAUAUGUGGAAAUAAAUCAGAUAUGUGCCAAUGUGGCUGUCAUGUAAACAGGCGGAUCGAAUUUUCUGAGGCAUUGCGUUCUGUACGUCAUUAAAACUGCGACAAUUUGGUACUUCUCUGCGGUUUAAUGACGUCAUAUGUUACCCGUGCUGGCCAAAUGAGUGUAAAUACGCACAUAGCAAAGAUAAAAUAAAAAUAGCUCUAUUGUGAUUAUUAAUAAGAAAAGAAUUGGAGGAAAACUUUAAUCUUUCUCAUAAUUAACUUUGCUGACUCAAUCGACUUCAAACGGGUGUAGCGCAGUCAUUUUUUACAUCAUUUUGGAGGUUUUUUAAUGGAGAAUGGAAAAUAAAAAUAACUCCUUUUUAAAAUUUGACUCGUUUGGUCAGCACAGUUAACAUUAUUCUCAGGAGGAAGCACAUGUGGAGGCGGUAAACGACAACAACGCAUGUGCGAUGUUUCAGAUGGUAUGGCAAGUGUAAACUCAUGAAUCGGAUAUGGGUCACAAUUAAAAGAAUGUGUAAACGGACAGCCCAAAAAAUCAGAUAUAGGCAACUAAUCAGAAUUGGGCAUCAAGGCCUGCAGUGUAAAUGAGGCCCCUGACACAGAUGCUGCCAGUUUCUUAAUAAUGUGGCUCUAAUUAACUAUUAAUUGACUCUUAGGAUAGGAGGAACCUGUGCAUGUAUGUCUCACAGACAUGUGCACAUGCAGCACAUACUAGCAACACUUCAGCAUACUUUAAUUCAAUAAUUGUAUAUCAAAAAGGAUUUACUGCUGCUACUAUUUAUAUUAUUUAUUUAUAAUUAUAGGUUUUGCUAUGUAUUCUAUUCUCUUUUGUGCUAUUAUUACUUGUUUGUAUUCAUGUGUAUUACAAUGUUGAGAGCAGUCAGUGAGAAAAUAUUUUGCUGUAAUGUUUACAUCAUAUACUGUGUUCAUUAACUAGGAUGUUGCUGGAAUCAGUGCAGCCAGAGACUCCUGGUCUGCCAAUACCAGUGCUGUGAGGAAGGAUGCUACGGUAGGCCUAGCAGAGACAGGGAGGAGUGUGGUAGAGGUAGGAAAAACCCAACAGACAGACAGUAACAACAAAGAACAACAUACUGUAGAGAAUGACAGUAACAGCAGACAAAUGGCAUAAACAGACAACACACAGUCUCUUUACUCUGUGUAAAUUUGUUAUAAACUCAUGCUCUUUAAAAAGUAGUAAGCAUUGUUUGCCAGACACAUACAAUAAAUGUUUCAAUAUCUGUUACUUAUACAGUACUGCUUAUAUUUCACCAUCUGUACACAAAUGUAAGAAGUGAAUGUGCGUGUCCGUGGGUGGGGUUGUGUGGGUGUGGUAAUGUGGGCCGGUGUGGCUACAGUGGCUGAAUUUUUGUCCCAGUCUGCCCCUGGUGGCAGGAUAUUUAUACGGGUUUUAAAAGUGUGAAAAACUUGUGUGCUGUGUAGGGAUGGAUAUCGUUAAGGUUUUAAAGGUAUUACUGCUCUUACUGAUACUGCUGAUCCAUCUGGUAUUUUUAUCGGUUCUUUUUGUUAUUUAAAAUCUAAAACUCUCAGUCCCUUUGGCUCAAUUCUCAUAACUUUUUUUUUCUCUCAAAACUAUAAAACUAUGAAAUAUGUUCAAGCUCUCUGAACAAUUAGUUUAUUGUUCUGUUUACAUGUAACACACUGCUACACAAAUAAAUGUACUGUAUAAAUUCUAAUGUGCAUAUUCUUUUUCUGUGUACAAUAAUGUACUUUUACCUACCAUUGAAAUCAACUGGUGCACACAUCCAUGUGGGGCCCAAAUUGCUUGCACCUAGGGCCAAGUAAAUUUUGUCCCAUAAAAGAUCAUUUUUUAUUUGCUGGCGAUUUUAAUUCUAUUUAAUUGUGGAAAAAACAUGCUGAAAAAUGAAUCAAACACAGCAAAGUUAUAGCAAGGUAGUAGUAGCAAGGUAACGCUCAUUCACACUGCAAGCGACACACAGCAACAAAGCGACACGAUCCCAUUUAUUUCAGAGCUAGACAUGAGUGACAGUGACCAGGAUGGCGACAGGAUGUAGGCAUGCCCAGUGCCUACAAUAGAGGUAAUGUUAGUAGAGCUAUGGCAACAAUACUCCUGCAUUUAUGUUUCCCUGAGGGACUACUGCAACAGAGUGAAUAAAGGUAAAAUAAAAACAAUAUUUUUAGAAGAUUGACAGUCCAUACUGUUCUCUUCAUGCAAUACAGUGGUGUGAAAAAGUUUUUGCCCCUUCCUUUUUAUUUUAUUUUUUUUGCAUAUUUGUCACACUUUAAUGAUUCAGAUCAUCAAACUGAUUUUAAUAUUAUAUAAAGAUAACCCACAAAAUGCAGUUUUGAAAUAAUGAUUUCAUUUAUUAAAGGGAAAAAAGCUGUCCAAACCUGCCUGGCCCUACGUGAAAAAUAAUUGCCCCCUAAAUCUAAUAACUGGUUGUGCCACCCUUUGCAGCAACAACUGCAAUCAAGCGUUUGCGAUAACUGGCAAUGAAUCUUUCACAUCGCUGUAGAGGAAUUUUGGCCCACUCUUCUUUGCAGAAUUGUUUUAAUUCAGCCACAUUGGAGGGUUUUCGAGCAUGAACGGACCUUUUAAGGUCAUGCCACAGCAUCUCAAUCGGAUUUAAGUCCGGACUUUGACUUGGCCACUCCAAAACCUUGAUUUUGUUUUUAGCCAUUCAGAGGUGGACUUGCUGGUGUGUUUGGGAUCACUAGCUGCGUUUACAUGGACCCUAAUAAUCCGAUCAUAAUAGGACUAGAAGCACAAUCGGAAUAAAAAAGUCACAUGUAAACAUGCCAAUCGGAUUGAAUUGGCCAGAUCUGAUUAAAAUUUUGAUCGGAUUGUAAGGGGUGGUUUACUCCUUUUGUAAUCCGAACGAGAGGACAUAUAAACACUUGAUCAGAUUGAAAACCGAAACUGGAAAGUACUGCGCAUGUGCAGUGACGUAAAAAUAGCGUAAUGACGUAUGACGUGCAGAACGAGCUGUUCUUCCUGGUGAAUAAAAGUGUCAUAUUCUAAAACGCUGCUUUUACUCAGCAUAUGUGAAGUGGAGCAGGACAACGUCCCACCAGUCCUUGUUUAAGACUCUCAUCCACAGAAGACUGGUUUUGGGCAUGGGAAGAGGCACUUUUACUGCUUUCUAAAGUAAGCAGCACUGCACAAUAGUUAAUGUGCUGGUUGUCGGCUAAUUAGGACCUGAAGUAAAUAAAUAUCAAGUGUGCUUUUUAAAACAAUACACGACAACAGCGGGAAACUCUGAAUAUUCAUGCAGUGUGUGCAUGUCAAAAGCUUGUGACAUAUAAACGCUCACAUCAACCCGAUUACUUUAUUUAGUGUUCAUGUAAACACAACGUUCGGAUUCGUCAAUCAGAAUGAAUUCAUUCCGAUGGAUGCAAAAAGUGUCCAUGUAAACGUAGCUACUGUUCUUCUGCAUAACCUAAGUGCGCUUGAGCUUGAGGUCACAAACUGACAGGCGGACAUUCUCCUUCAGGAUUUUCUGGUAGAGUGCAGAAUUCAUGGUUCCAUCAAUUAUGGCAAGUCAUCUAGGUCCUGAAGCUGCAAAGCAGCCUCAGACCAUCACACUACCACUAUGUUUGAUUGUUGGUAUGAUGUUCUUUUUAUGAAAUGCUGGUUUUAUGUCAGAUGUAACAGGACACGCACCUUCCAAAAAGUUCAACUUUUGUUUCAUCAGUCCACAGAAUAUUUGCCUUGGGGAUAAUCAAGAUAUUUUUUGGCAAAUGUGAGACGAGCCUUUGUGUUAUUUUUCGUCAGCAGUGGCUUUUGCCUCGGAACUCUCCCAUGGAUGCCGUUUUUGCCCGGUCUCUUUCUUAUUGUUGAAUCAUGAACACUGACCUUAAUUGAGGCAAGUGAGGCCUGUAGUUCUUUAGAUGUUGUUCUGGGUUCUUUUAUGACCUCCUGGAUGAGCCGUCAUUGCACUCUUGGAGUAAUUUUGGUAGACCGUCCACUCCUGGGAAGGUUCACCACUGUUCCAAGUUUUCUCCAUUUGUGGAUAAUGGCUCUGGCCGUGGUUCGCUGGAGUCCCAAAGCCUUAGAAAUGGAUUUAUAACCCUUUCCAGACCGAUACAUGUCAACUAUUUUGUUUCUUAUCUGUUCUUGAAUUUCUUUAGAUUGCGGCAUGAUGUGUUGCUCUUUAAACAUGCUUGACUUUGUCAGACAGGUUCUAUUUAAGUGAUUUCUUGAUUCAACGGGUCUGGCAGUAUCAGGCUUCAGUUUGAAAUUUAACUCAGCUUUCUAAAAUAAUGUGGUUAAUCACAGUUCUUUCAAGAUUUAACAGGAGGGGGCAACUAAUUUUUCACGUUGGGCCAGGUAGGUUUUGACAGCUUUUUUCCCUUAAUAAAGGAAAUCAUCAUUUAAAAAUUGCAUUUUGUAUUUACUUGCAUUAUUUUGAGUAAAAAACAGGAAGGGGGCAAAAACCUUUUUACAGCACUGUAUGUGUCAGGCUUUCUUUCUUUUUUGGGCUUUUCUGACGACAAGGCAGCCAGAGCAAAACACUCCAUUAAGUAGCCAUUGUCUGGUUACACUCACGGUACCUUCUGUCAGUGGACAGUCCCGUCUUCUUGAAGACAGCAUGCACAUUGUUAAAGACGGCAAGCGAUAAAGGGUCAGCUAGCAGCGUGUAGUCUGAUAUGUUUUUGUCCACGUCACAUCAAGAUUUUAGGAGUUAAAAUCACAUAAUCUGACAUAGUGACUAUCGUAAUCAACAAAAAUAUUGUGUAGUCUGAACCCGACAUUAGAAAUGCAAUCCUGUGAAAAGAUAUACAUUAAGUCACAGUGAAACAAACAUAUGCACAUUUUUAUUAAACAUAAUCUGGUAACACUUUAUAAUAAUUGCACAAUUUGAAUUAUUAGUUAAGCAUUAUUAAAUAGUCAAUUCAUCCUUUAUAAAUCAUUAUUCCAACAUUAAUAGGCAUUAGUAAGCAGUUUAUAAAUACAGCUAUAAAUGUUUUGUUCUUGAGCAUAUCUACAAUGUUUAAUAAUUGUAUUUUUAUACUUUAUUAACGAUCAGUUUAUCACUUCUAAAUAAUUACGUUAUUUACAAACCAGUUAUUUAGGAGUUGUCAGUGGUUCAUAAGAUCAUUUAGAAAGUGUAAGUAAAUGAUUAAUAAACUAUUUAAAAGUACAUUUAUAAAUCUUAUUAUUUAGACACAUGAUAAUAAUUGCUCUGUGUGUUAAUAAAUGCUUUAUUAACACACAUUCCUGCUGUAAUUCAUGAUUAAGUCAGGUAGUUAUAAAAUAUUUAGUUGUUGCCAGCCAUCUAUUUUUGUGAGUUUAUCUGAAGU